AUGGCGCAAACCGUCGCAGUCCCCGGCCAGCUCCUCGGCCCCUCGAACAAAUACGUCGCGGGCGCCGGCACGCACACCCACAACUCGAAUCUCUACUCUUCGCUGCUGGGCUCCAUCACCAUCGAACACUCGAAAGCGUCAGGUCCCGCCAAGCGACUCAACAGACUCACAGCCCCGGCACCAAGCUCCCUCCCCACAAUCAGCGUCUCCCGAUCCGGCAUAUCAGAAAAGCGUGAGGUGCUCCCAGAGGUGGGAAAUGUGGUGCUGUGUCGCGUGACGCGGAUACAGCCGCGCCAGGCGACGGUUGCAAUCCUUGUGGUUGGGGAGACGGUGCUGGUGGCCGAGUGGCAGGGAGUCAUACGCGUGCAGGAUGUCAGAGCGACCGAGAAGGAUCGCGUCAAGAUUUACGAGAGUUUCAGGCCUGGCGACAUUGUUAGAGCAGAAGUAAUAUCACUGGGUGACCAGGCCAACUACUACCUAUCGACGGCGAGUAACGAGCUGGGUGUCAUUAUGGCAACGAGCGAGGCUGGGAACACCAUGUAUCCGGUCAGCUGGAAGGAUAUGAAAGAUCCGGAGACUGACGUCAGCGAGAGUCGCAAGGUCGCGAAGCCAUUCUGA
This is a messenger RNA of Pseudomassariella vexata, 618 nucleotides long. RefSeq lists its product as uncharacterized. The transcript has 2 exons. Gene Ontology annotation, molecular function: RNA binding. Lineage: Eukaryota; Fungi; Ascomycota; Sordariomycetes; Amphisphaeriales; Pseudomassariaceae. The record is from RefSeq and is a predicted model, not a curated record. Gene Ontology annotation, cellular component: cytoplasm; nuclear exosome (RNase complex). Gene Ontology annotation, biological process: RNA processing. The coding region runs from base 1 to 618 and encodes 205 amino acids.